Molecule: messenger RNA, 5217 nt
Organism: Ceratina calcarata
Lineage: Eukaryota; Metazoa; Arthropoda; Insecta; Hymenoptera; Apidae
Product: serine/arginine repetitive matrix protein 2
Exons: 13
Coding region: 166-3852 (1228 amino acids)
Molecular function (GO): protein binding
Source: RefSeq, a predicted model, not a curated record
GCCGCAUUCGUCGUGACUUGUGCAGCGUAUGGUGAAAUAAAAGCACGCAGUUGUUUAAUCGUCGAUGAUGUUACGUAGUGGGCCGUGAUAUAGGUGGAAAACACAUUAACAAGUCGUCAGAAGAUAAUAAAGGAGCAACGGACUAGGUUGCUUGCAGUACUGAAUAUGGAAUCAAUGGAUGCACGCCUUGUGGCGCAAGCAUUGAACUACCAUGGUCAACAGUUGCAGAAAGUUUGGGAGGGAGAACGCAAUGAGAAUGAGCUAGCCAUGCUCAAUCUCAAGGAGCCAAAUUUUGAGAUCUACCAACAACGUCAAAAAACGUUAAGUUUUGGCGAUAGAGGAAAAAGGCUAAAGCUGCAGCAGUUUCUUGCAAAGAAGGCUGAUGCACUUUAUGAUAAAUCAAAUUUGGACAAAACAGUUGAGCCUAUUAAGCAGGAAUUAGGAGAUGAAGAAUUUUAUGCCACAAUGCCAGGCCUUGACACUUUUGUCACCAUGGAGAAAUCUCAACGUAUUCGUAACUUUUUGGAGAGUUUGAUCGUUGGAGAUGUUAUUUACGCGCAAGUGAUGGGUAAAAGUGCUGCUGGGCUUCUUCUGAAGGUGCUCUGCAACUGCAGUGAUUGCCCUCGGGUUGUUACGGAUUUAAGUGUUAAGGCUCUAAUAUUGAACACGGCCACAGUGCCGGCGGUGGACAAGAAAGGUGUAACAAGAAGCUACAUGGCAAAUGACCUCAUCUGCGUCGUAGUCAGUGAAGUUAACGUUGAAGCUGAGCGAGUCGUUGCUGUUAUGAACGUACCGCCCCGCGAAGGGCAAGCACCGCACCCACCUAUGGGACUUAUCCAUUCUGAUGCUCUCCCGGAAGCUUAUAAGAAAGCAAUGGACAACGAAGGGCAGUCGUACGAAGCGAUGUUGGAGAAUAGUACUGGCUUCAACAACCCGAACAACAUUAAAUAUCUUUGCGACUUGAUGGGUCUCGGUCAGGAGAAUCAUUCCAAUAUGGUCGGUUUGAGAGAAAGGUUCCCACCCAAUGAAUAUGCAACCGAAUUAAGACAGGCACAAGCUAGUAAGUGGGCGUUCCGAAGCGUCGCUGAAGGCAUAGACCAUUUUAAGGCUGGUCGUCACACGGAAGCUUUCCAGUGUCUUAAUAAGGCACUCAACGUAGACCCUCGAAACGUUGAAGGAUUAGUAGCCCGUGGAGCACUAUAUGCCAAUAGUGGCAGCUUUAAGAAAGCAAUAGAUGACUUCGAGACAGCAUUGAAAUUGAACCAAACUCACACGAACGCUCGUAAAUACAUGGCUGAGACUCUUGUUGCUCUAGGCCGGAGUUACGAGGAUGAGAAGAAGUAUGAAGAAGCCCAAAAAGCGUACGAGAACUGUCUGGCAAUUGUUCCAUUCCAUGAAGAGGCCAGAAACUCAAUUGAAUAUAUUAAAUCCAAGACACUGACAUCGUCAUUGAAUCCAUUGGAUUCAUUCAAGAGUUUUGAGACUGAGAACGAUGUCGCCGAAAAUAAAAAGGAAAAGAAGAAACGCAAGAAGGAAAGAAAAUCGCGUUCGAAGAAGAGACAGAGAUGGAGUUCAAGUUCCAGUUCGUCAUCAAGUGGAUCUUCAAGUUCUUCUAGCUCCGAAACCAGUAGCACGUCAUCGUCUGCAAGUUCGCGUUCAGCGUCUCGGUCACCAGGUCGUAAGCGAAAGCACAAGAAAGAUCAUCGGGGUUCGCUCUCACCCCUUAGCAAGCGUAUGGCUCAAUACAACAAUCCACCUGCUGCUGCAAUUGCACCAGUAUCCUAUAGUUCGAACAGCCGGGAUAAAAUGGAUGAUUACGAGAUAAAAGUACGGAAAUUUUUAGAACAGACGAAAGAUGAUUCUGACUAUGAAGAUAAGGUAAGGAAAUUCCUGGAAGAAACUGCUAGAUGGAAGCGGGAGAGGGAGAAAGAAAAGAAACAUUCGGAAAGUGAGAAAAUGAAGAAGAAAAAGAAAAAGGAAAAGAAGGGGAAAGAGAAAGAAAAGGAGGAUAAGAAGAGUAGGAAGAAAAAGAAGAAAGAAGAGCGUAAGAAACGUAAAAACAAGGACAAGCUUGAACGGGAUUUGGAGGCUCUCAAGAAGUCUUCGUUGCCGGAUUUAGAACAGUUGGAGUCAAAGCUUACUGCUUAUUAUGCAAAAGUUGAAAAAGAAACUGCUGUGCUGAAAAGGUAUGUAGCUCAGUUUAAUGACAUAGCUUCCCCUCUUAGCAACGCGGAGAAACUGGCUGAGAGCUCGCGAAGGGAGGAGGAGCUGCGUAGAGAGAGGGAAAGAGAAAGGGAUGAAGCUUCAAAGGCGUACCACGAACGGGAAGCUAGAGUGCCCAUGACCGCACAACAGCGCAAAGAAAUCCAAAGAAAGCCACUCACAGACAUAUUUGAGCAGGAGUCCCAGCUAAUCCAUCCUGAACCCAAAUUACCUACUCUCGACACGGCUGCAUUAAAUGCGAAAUGGAAAGCUGCCCAAGCAGCUAGGCAAAAGGACGUCAUUCCACAAAAAUGGCAGGACGUUCCUCCGGAGAACAAGAAGAUGCAAGCUAACGUUGAUAGUGAUGAAGAUGAUGAUAACGAACUGGAAGAGAAGCUCCAACGUGCGGCAUUGGAGAAAUCCAUGAAUAUACGGAAGCAAAUGCAACGCGAACUCGCGGAAAAGAGAGCAGCGGCUGCUCAGCCUAUGACUGCCCCUACACCGCCGCCAUUGCCCAAAGAACCACCGAUUCCGAAACAAGCGCCGGUAAAAUAUCCUACGCCACAGCCACAAAACAAAUUCCAAUCGUACAAGGAUCCUUCGAUAUCUGCACCGCAAGCGACGCCUACCAAGUUCAGUUCUAGUAAUAACCUGGGUGGGAAAUUCCAACCAAUUGGUCAGAGCGGUAAUAGUGGAGCUGGCCAUCCGCCAGAACCACCGCGUCCACCUCCGCCGACGAAAAAUCCAAGUCAGGCCAAAGGACCCAGGACCGAUUCUGACAGUGAAACGGAGAGACAGCACAGACAGACGCCUAAGAAACGUGAAUCGUCUAGCAGAGGUGGAGCCGUUUCGAAGAGAAUGAGUAGAGACCGUCCAGCGAAACGUUCGCGCAGUAGGUCGCGCAGUGCCUCCAGCUCGGGAUCUUCAAGAUCUCGUUCACCCCGCAGAAGCCGUUCACGAUCAUACUCUAACCGAAGAUCGGGCAGUUACGAAAGAAAAUACAGUCGAUCUCCAUCAGGCACUUAUAGCAGGUCGCGUUCUAGAUCACGUUCCCGUUCUUACAGCAGAAGUCGUAGUCGCAGCAGAUCUGGAGAUAGAAGUUACUAUAGGAAGAGACAGUUCCGACCGUACAAUAACCGCGGCACUUAUUAUAAGCCACGUUUCCAAGGUUUCAAUAAUCCUAACCAUCGUGGCGGUGGCAAUAAUUUCCAAAAUCGUAAUCGAUUCUAUAAUAAUCAGCAUAACAAUCGUUUCGGCAAUAGACGGGGCGGUGGUUUUAACAAUCGCGGUGGCGGGCGCGGGCGUGGCGGAAACCGUGGCGGUAGAUUCUUCCACGGUAAGCAAGGCUUCCGCGAUUUCCGUGAUAGACGAGACUUUAGAGACCGCCGUGCUAAUUCGCGCGAUAGAUACAGCGAUCGUAGUUACUCUCCCGACCCAAUGAGGAAGGUCGACGAGGCGAAAGAGAAGAUCAACAAAAUGCUUGAAGGCGGAGAUGACGCGGUAGAGCAUCAACAAAGUGGUGGAGGAUCGAACGUCCCUCCUAGUAAAAGACAAGAUGGACCUUUGAGUGAGGGUGAAGAAAGAGACGAUGAUGACUACGAGAGGUGGGGAGAGGGCGAGGGGGGCGACACAGCUAACAAGGUUGGUUAGGUCUCUUCUGUAUAGGCUUUCGCGAGAGAACAGCCUAUCUUCGUGCUGACGAUCAUGAUAAUCCGGAUGAUAUUAUGAGGAAUAAGUGAUGAUAAUGAGGAUGAUGAUGGUGAUGAUGAUGAUGAUGAGCCACACGUGCAAGAAAUGUGCGACCUAGGAGCCAACUAACUCUCGUUUGUUACUAGAAUGAGGAGGUUGGACCUGCCGGCGAUAACCUGGAAGGCAAGGAGUACUUCAUUGAACGCAUGAAGCAACGAAGCAAGACUGUUUUAAUGCAGAGAGCCCUUGCUGCAAAGGUUUGGUAGACCGUUGCCGUUGCUGUUCCCUCGAUUCUUCUCCUUCAUCUGUGAUAUAGUUAUUUUCCUCACCGUUGAACAUCGAUCGGGUCACGUGAGACACUGACUUCUUACUCUAUUCUUGUAUCGAACGAAUUCGGUACACUUGAAACAAAGUGUAAAGAAGAUAGUAUGUCGUGAAUGAAAAGAUAUGGCGAUCGAGAGAAAUACAAUUUCUUAUUCUUUGCUCCUUUAUCAAAAAAUGCGAAAGAAAAUUUAUGAUACAUACACGAUUGUAUUGUACCAUUGAUCAAGAUCUUUGCGUCUGUUUCACUCGAUUGUCAUGUUCGUAUUGAAUGUGUAGUAAAUAUUCGUGAUAUGAUGCACACAAAUGUGCUUUUUGUCGAUGCAAUAACGUGUUCGCAUCACGUACACCUACGAACGUUGACCCCUCUUUUUAUUCGUUAGCGAAAAAAAUUUUAUUCACCUUUCGACUUUAGUACUUAUUCCCGUAUUGUAGAAUUUUUCUUACUUCGAUGUAACAUAUACAUUAAGAUAGAAAGAGAAGCUUCUAUUAUGUCGUACAUUCAUGAAGGGAAGUAUUUGGUCGCAGCAUUUGAUGUACGCGAGUGGCUUUUCAUUAUCAAUCAUUGUCACUAUUAGGAGUUAGUAAUACAUCUUUUGCAAGUUUAAUUAGACACGAAUUUUCUCUCAGUUUACGUUCUAAUUCGCAAGAUUUCAGUGUUACACUUUACGUUUCGAUGUCUUGUGUUUAACACGAACCAACCUUAUAUUAAUUUACGAACAUUUUAGAUUUUAAUUGAUUCAAAUCCUGUUAAAUCAAUUUGAAUUGCCAUGCAGAGACAUUCUUAGUAAAGGAAUAGCUUUUUCCUUGCAUCUAGCAUUCAGGAUUAUUCUUUUGUAAGCGCUUCGUUCUGCAACAAACGUUAUCACAGGACUCCUCUUCAUUACGAAUACUUAUUUUAAGAUCACACAAAUAAUUUACUAGUAAGACACUUAUAUAUGUUGUAUGUAAACGAGUUGCUGUACAAUUCGAAGAUCCGCAAAUACAUAACGUGAAAACAGGAAA